Rattus norvegicus (Norway rat) is the source of this 1397-nucleotide messenger RNA. NCBI's taxonomy places the organism in Eukaryota, Metazoa, Chordata, Mammalia, Rodentia, Muridae. The record is from RefSeq and is a predicted model, not a curated record.
ACCAACUGCCUUUGGGAUAUUUCUUCAGUUCCCUUUGGGUUCACAAGCAGGCAUGUCUCGCCGGCUGCUCAGGCUAUUUCGGAAGGAAAGUGGAGAUCAAGGAGAGACCACACCAAGACAGGAAGAUAACCUCCUGUCUAGUAAAAAAGGAAGGAGGAAAUCAUUCUGGGGAAGGCUUGGUUUUGGUAGGAAGGCAUCAUCCCAAAAUGUCAUCAGUGAGCAAGAGAAGUGUCUAAAGGAACUGGAGGAACUCAAACUUGAAAUCCAGAAGUGUCAAUUCGAGAGGGAUGAACUUUAUCAAAUCCUGGACCUUUAUAUCUAUGAUGAGUGGGACCACAGGCUGGAUGUCGAAUUGCCAAUACUUCGAUCUGAACAUGAGAUGAGAAUGAUGGCUAUGCAAAUGAUGACCAACUCAAUAAGUGAUGCCAUGGAGAGCAUCAGGCACUCCCAGCUCCUGCGUGAACAAGCUCAAUUGAAGAACAAAAUACAGAUUUUGCUGAAUGAGAAGAGAGAACAGCUGGUGGAGCAGACUGAACUGCCAGCAUCCUCUGAGGAGGCAAAGAGACUCUGUGAAGAGGCCGGAAUGAACAUCUGUGACCCCAGAGCCCAGCAACAGCAGGUCUAAAAUUCUCCAGCAGAAACUUGAACAUGACACAGGCCAGGACAAGUCUCCCUUGAAGAGAAGUGCUACAGGAGGAGAACUAAGUGUGCACAGCAAAUACACCACUAUUGCAUCUCAUCUGUAAUGUCCAUAGCAAUUGUGGACUGCAUUUUCCUCCUUUAGUUUGAUCUCUUUGGAUUGAAUAGUCCUUACUUUCAUCUCGCUUCUCCCCAGCAAGAGUGCACAUUUGGAGAGACUCAGAGCUAUCAAGACCUGCUGGGCAUCCAGGAAGAGUCUCCAUAGGUAACUUUGUACUUGUCCUGAUGGUCAUCCAGAAGUGUUUCCCAGAGAUCAGUCCACAACAUUGGAAAGACUUUGAGUCACAGACUGUCAUAUAUCUUAUACUCAGCAGUGGACAGCCUUUUCCUUCAUACCCCCCACUCCAACAAAGAGACCUCCUUACAUUCCUCUAGGAAAGAUUAAUCCCAUCAGUAACUGCUUUCCUACUAUAUUUCCAAAGCCAGCCAUAGGCUAUAAGUCUGUUCUGCAAAAUGAGCAGCAAAAGAAUGCUGAGCACAAUUCCUCUGUUUAGAUUUUGGUUUGAGUUUUGAUUAUUUUGGUUACUUAGUUUCCUUCUAUUCAUUUGAAGUUUUGUUAUUUAUUUGUUGUUGUUUUUUUCUUGCAAUUGAUUUGCUAGUUUGAUAAGGAUAUAGACUGUAUGUAUUUACUACCUGCAUCUGGUUACUAUCGAGUAAAUUGGAUGUAUUCUGGUGAAUAAAAGAGUAAUCUCAAACUA